This is a messenger RNA of Schistosoma spindalis, 1668 nucleotides long. The record is from the annotation of a GenBank genome assembly. NCBI's taxonomy places the organism in Eukaryota, Metazoa, Platyhelminthes, Trematoda, Strigeidida, Schistosomatidae.
CUUCAUUCUUAGAGAAUGUCGUCAACUUUGGGCGUUUCUGCCCUUGUUGGUAGUGCAGAUCCGAAUUCUUACUUUCCUGGUCUGUUAAGACACCACAGUUCUGAUUGUGUUACAGAAAGAGUCGUUUAUCGGGAGACUCCUUACAACUCAGUAAAUGCUUCAUCCACUCUUGAUGUAUCACAUAGUCCAUUAAUUUCUUAUCCAUCUUCUAAAGAUCCUCUUCCUACUUGUGCUGGAUGCAGACAAAACAUUACAGAUCAAUAUCUUUAUCGUAUUCAAGGUUUAGCUUGGCACGAAUCGUGCGCAAUCUGUUCAGUUUGUUCAGUUGAACUCGUAGAAGUAUGUUUUAUCGUCAACAAAAAUGAACUGUUGUGUCAUCGAGACUAUGACCGGCUUUAUGCAACUAAAUGUGGAAAUUGUCGACAACCAAUGCGAAGUCAUGAGUUAUUUAUGCGUGCAAAACAUUCCACUUCUGUUAAAAAUCCACUUAAUUCUACAUUAUCCUCUUUAAGUCAGGAAUUAAUAUUUCACGUCUCCUGUUUUACAUGUUGCAUUUGUCAACAACCAAUAGCAGCUGGUGAAGCUUACAUUAUUGACCCCGUUACUUGUCGACCUAUGUGUCAUUCCGAUUUUAUGACUAAACAACAGAGACAACAAUCACCAAUACUGCCACAACGACCUAAUCAUCAUCAAAGUUCAACUUUAUCUACUACUGUUUAUCCUGUCCGAAUAAAUGAUCGUCAAUCAUCCGAUUUUAAAUCCUCCACAUCAUCGUCAUCAUCUCCUAGAAAUUGGCGACAGUAUGAUGAAAACACUGAACAUAUUCAUCAAUCUUCAUCAAAUUAUUGUUUAUCUAAUCGACAAAAUGAAUGUGAUGAUAUUGAAUUAACAAGUCAUAGAAAUGAUUGGCCAACAAUGGCUAAUCAAGAUUUAGAUCAAAGUUAUCAAUCAGUUAGUAGUGGAGGAUUUAGUUUAAAUAGACGUAUACGAACUUCACUUACUGACGAACAGCGUUAUCGAUUGCAGGAGGCAUACGAAAUAAAUAUUCGUCCAUCAAAAAGUAUACGUGAAGCCUUAGCCUCCGAGUUAGGUGUACCUAUGCGUGUUGUUCAGGUGUGGUUUCAAAAUCAACGUGCACGUGACAAACGAGCCUCUACCUUUGGUCAUCUAAAUCCUAACACUGACAAAUCAUCCGUUUCACAUAUAAAUACUAUUAACCCUCAUCAAUUUGAUGGUCAUCAAUUGCAUUUGCAGGAGCAACAACGAAAUCAUUGUAACAAGCAACAAUCUUCAGAUUUAUGCCCGUUUACUCCAUCUCCACACACCUCCGUUGAAAGUGGUCCUUUUCCUGAAUUCGGUGGAUUUUCCUCUGACAAUCUAGUACGCUACGUUCCCGAUGUUAAUAUGCACAAUGAUUCUGCUGACGUGCAAUCUUGGAGAUCUGUAUCACAUGCUGUGUGGCUUGUAGAAAAUGGGAAUGAAAAUUCAACUAUCAGAUGAUGAUGCUGUCUUCGUUGUCGUAUGUGUAGAAUAAUGAUGAAAUUAUGUUUAAAUUGUGAAUAAAUACAUAGAUAUAUCAUCAUAACCAUUCUAAUUCUAAAUCAUUUUUCUAUGUAUUCUUUGUUGAACUUUCUCCUGUCCAGACAUAUAUAUAUAUAUAUAUAUAUA